AUGCCGGCGGCGGCGGGCGACGGGCUCCUGAGCGAGCCGCCGGCGGUGGCGGGCGGCGGCGGCGGCGGCGGGGAGGCGCGGAAGGCGGCGGCGGGCGCGGAGGGCAGUUUCCUGGCCGCCUGGCUGAGCGCGGCGGCGGCGGCGCCGCGGGAGCGUCUGCGCGACUUCCAGCACACCAAGCGGGUCGGCAACUACCUGAUCGGCAGGAAGCUGGGAGAGGGCUCCUUCGCCAAGGUCCGGGAGGGGCUGCAUGUGCUCACCGGAGAGAAGGUGGCAGUGAAAGUAAUUGACAAGAAAAGAGCCAAAAAGGACACCUAUGUCACCAAGAAUCUGCGACGGGAAGGGCAGAUCCAGCAAAUGAUCCGCCAUCCAAAUAUUGCUCAGCUGCUGGAUAUACUAGAAACUGAAAACAGCUACUACCUUGUCAUGGAGCUAUGCCCUGGUGGCAACUUGAUGCACAAGAUCUAUGAGAAAAAAAGACUUGAGGAGCAUGAAGCGCGCAAAUACAUCCGGCAGCUUAUCCUGGCGGUUGAACAUCUUCACCGGGCAGGAGUAGUUCACAGAGACUUGAAGAUAGAAAAUCUGUUGCUAGAUGAAGACAACAAUAUCAAGCUUAUUGACUUUGGAUUGAGCAACUGUGCAGGCAUCUUGGGUUAUUCUGAUCCAUUCAGCACCCAGUGUGGGAGCCCAGCAUAUGCAGCCCCUGAACUUCUGGCAAGGAAAAAAUACGGACCCAAAAUAGACGUUUGGUCCAUUGGGGUGAACAUGUACGCAAUGUUGACUGGAACAUUACCUUUUACCGUGGAGCCAUUCAGCUUGAGAGCUUUAUACCAGAAAAUGGUGGACAAAGAAAUGAACCCUUUUCCCACCCAGCUCUCUGCAGCGGCCAUAAACUUUCUACGAUCUCUACUAGAGCCAGAUCCUGCAAAGAGACCAAACAUCCAGCAGGCGCUUGCAAAUCGAUGGCUUAAUGAGAAUUACCCUGGGAGAGCACCGCCUAAUGUCACAUAUCCAAACAGGAUUCACCUUGAAGACCUCAGCCAAAGCGUGCUGCUCCAUAUGACCGAGAAGCUCGGCUACAAGAACAGCGAUGUCAUCAACACUGUGCUCUCAAACAGAGCAAGUCACACGCUUGCCAUCUACUUUCUACUUAAUAAGAAACUGGAGCGCUACUUGGCAAGCCUUAGGAAGUCUGAAGGCCAGGACAAUAUUUGCCACAAGAACCAACUAUACCAGAUAGAAAAAUACAAGGCAAAUAAAGAUUCCUAUGAGGUGCAGCCCCAGCAUUGCAGCCUAACCCGCGUGUGGCAUCGGAGCCCGCGGUUGCAGAGCGAGGGCUGUAUUCCUCCAGAUCUUGUUCAGACGGAAGAGAAUAAACCAAAUUGUUCUUGUUUGUUUUACAACUUAAAGGACAAAAAACUCAAAGAACAAGAAAAGAAAGGGGAGAUUCUUCACCGUCAGCUCCCAAAGAAAACUGAGAAAAGUCCAGUUUCAUAUAGACAGCCUUCUUCCUGUCUUAUCUCACAGAUACAGAACACCAAGGCUCUGCUGAAGGACCGGAAGGUCACCAAGGCUGGAGGUCCGGAGAAAGACUCCAGCGGUGGGGUGAGCCCUUUCCACGAACCCCUGGCCACCAAGACAGGCUGCGUCACUUCCAGCUCCCUGGAGUACCUCGAAGUCCAGCAGCCGCCCCCCAGAACCCCUCGGCUCCUCAAGAGGCAGGAGUCUCCGCAGCAGGAGCCGGCCCGGAUCGGGGGCCGGGCAAAGGACUCUCCUCUCAUCCUGAAUAUCGUGCACUCCUUCGAGUCGGUUGACAGAGAGGACCAAAUAGACCAGGUUUCCCCCUCUCAUCAGUACAGGAUUUUAGGCUCGCCAAUGAAUUUCCCUUACAAAAGCUCAAGUGAAAGGACACUGUCCCCGCUUUUUCAGCCAGGGAGCGCGUCCCCCGUCCACCCUACCCAAGUCUCUUUCACGUAUGAAGAAAAAGCGUAUCCGGCAAAGGAAGAAGCAGUGUCCCCUACUCAGCUGGUUUCCAACAAUCCCUUGGGCAGCCCUAACUGUGUUAAAAGCAGAGGCAGAUUCCCCAUGAUGGGGAUCGGACAGAUGCUGCGGAAGAGGAACCAGACGAUGCAGUCAGCGAGCGACAAGCCGCUGGAAGCAAGGAUGCCUCAGCUGCAGCAGAUGAGCCCCACACAGAUUUCCUUCAAUGCAGCAGAUGCUGUCAGCGGCUAGUGUUAGUCUGACACCCCAGGAUUUGCACUGCUGUUCUCUGGGACCUAACCUUUUUUACUUUUACCAAGAAGGGAAAGCCACAGGCAUGUUACUGUCACUACAUAAUACACUACAGUGGUCCAACGUAGAAAAUCAGAGGUCUGCUUGUGAGGA
This is a messenger RNA of Gavia stellata (red-throated loon), 2385 nucleotides long. It is a transcript of the gene HUNK, whose product is annotated as hormonally up-regulated Neu-associated kinase. Gene Ontology annotation, biological process: intracellular signal transduction; protein phosphorylation. The transcript has 11 exons. Gene Ontology annotation, molecular function: protein serine/threonine kinase activity; ATP binding. The coding region runs from base 1 to 2232 and encodes 743 amino acids. NCBI's taxonomy places the organism in Eukaryota, Metazoa, Chordata, Aves, Gaviiformes, Gaviidae. Gene Ontology annotation, cellular component: cytoplasm. The record is from RefSeq and is a predicted model, not a curated record.